Messenger RNA from Acanthosepion pharaonis, 5568 nucleotides. The record is from the annotation of a GenBank genome assembly. NCBI's taxonomy places the organism in Eukaryota, Metazoa, Mollusca, Cephalopoda, Sepiida, Sepiidae.
AUGGGUGGAAAAGCUGUUUUGCUUUUACUCCAAUUGGCCGGAUUUGUUACACUUGCUAGAAGUGGCUACAUUCUGACAUUUCCAUGGAUGUUGACCUCUGGGGCCACUCACCAGUUUUGCAUGGUAUUCCAUAAUACCACUUCAGAUAUUGAGGUCAAAUUGAACUUCAGGUUUUCAUCAGAACAGAAAGAUAUAACAACCAAACUUUUUAAACAUGGUGUUGGCAACUGUUUUGAUGUGGAAAUUCCUUUGAGGGUAAAGAAAAUGACAACCUUAAAAGUAGAAGGAAAAGCUGUGGGAGAGGGUGAAGAUGGAUAUACUUUUUCUGGCAAACACAGACUACAAAUAAGUCAAGAUCUAUUGGUGAUUCUUGUACAAUCAGAUAAACCCAUCUAUAAGCCAGGAGAAACAGUGAAAUUCAGAAUUCUUGCAUUCACCUGGGACUUAAAAGCUUGGUCUGGAGUUAUUAAAAAGAUUAUAAUAACUGAUCCAAAGAAUACUCGAAUUGCCCAGUGGUUGAAUGUACAAACAAAUGGGUUGGUCUCUUUGCAAAAAACUCUGUCCAAAGAACCCAUUCUUGGAGAUUGGUCUAUUACUGUGAAAAUAAAUAACCAGAAACAAAGAUCUAAUUUUAAAGUCUUUGAAUAUGUUAUUCCAAAGUUUGAGGUGAUCAUUAACCCACCAUCAUAUCUACUAAUUAAUUCAAAAACUGUGGACGUGGAAAUAUGUGCCAAGUACACUUAUCAGAAAGAAGUUAUUGGGAAUGUUAAUGGUUCUAUUUGUAUAAAAGGCACUUAUGAAACACAGAAUCAAAGACCCUGUUACAACUUUAAUGAGAAGUUUCAUGGAUGCCACAAGAUCUCUGUUGAUUCAAAUGAACUCCAGCUGGCCAACAAAUCUUACACUGCCUGGUAUCUUACCUUGAAAGUGAAUGCUACAGUUACCGAAAUUGGAACAGGUGUGCAGAUAACAAAAUCUCAUGAAGGACCAAGCAUUGAAAAAGAUAGGCUAUUUAUUCAGCCUGACCCUUAUACAAGAGAAUACUUUAAACCUGGAAUCCCAUUUGAAGCAAAAAUAAGUGUGAAAUCCCCUGAUAAGAAGCCACUUGCUGGAGAAAAUUUUCAUGUGGUGGCAAAUGAUCUUCAUCCUCCUACUGUGAAAUAUGCUGGUAAAUAUACCACGGAUGAAGACGGUUAUCUUAAUAUUAUUGUGCCACCAUUACCUACAAAUAUUCAGAGGCUAUCAAUGGAGAUCAUUCCUGAAACAAGUAAAGAGAGAGACCCUGUAGAAAUUCAGGAUUCAGAUGUUUAUUUCCUUGAUUACACUUCUGGUUCCUUCUCCAUGCAACAGUGGUAUUCGCCCAGCCAGAGCUUUGUGUGGAUAAAGUCUAUAUAUAAAAAAAUAAUGUGUAAGGAGUCUGUUGAUGCCGUUUUUUAUUACAAUGUUGAAGAAAACCAAGAAGAUUUUAAAAUUUUCUACCAUAUUUUGUCGCGUGGUAAAAUUAUCUCCACUGGUGAAUGGUUCCACAAAGAUUCUGUGGAAACAGAAAUUGAAGUAUCUGAAGGCAUGUUAAUUGAACAACCAAUUCCAACAGACGCAACAGCUGAGUCUACCACAGAAAUGCCCGCUGACACCACCUCCACCCCAGUAACUGUUCCAGUGGUUUUUGAUGAAAUACAUGAAGACCAGAAAAAACUUAGCUUGUUAAAAAAAAUGAAGGAUAUGAAAAAGGAGGAAAAAUCUCCUGAAACUCUCAUAGAGACAAUACAAUCUGUUGAGCUUAACGCAAAAGAAGUAACCAUGACUGAUGUUCCCAAAAAAAUAUACAAGCAGUCCUUACGUAUUGAGUCAGAUUGGGGACCUGAAGCCAGCUUGAUAGUCUAUUAUAUCAGACCUGAUGGAGAAACAGUAGCUGAUAGCAUUUCAAUUCCAAUUCAGAAUUGUUUCAAAAACAAGGUGAACAUGACAUUUAACAAGAAUAAUGUGAAACCUGGUAGCAAUACAAAGAUGACAAUAGGAGCCACUCCAUUUUCUUUGUGUGCCAUUGGAAUGGUAGACAAAAGUGUCCAUCUUCUUGGCGGAAACAACCAAAUUACACCAGAUAAGAUAUUUGAAAACUUAAAACACUACAAACUUCAGCCUGCAAGCCAUCUCUUCUCAGACCAAGAACAUUGUCAAAAUUAUUCUCCAUUCCCACCUCCAGGCAUGCCUCCAGCUGGGAUUCCCCCACUCGUUAUUGAAAGUCCUGGAAUGCCACCUGCAAUUCCUGAUAGCAUAGAUUCUGCUGAAUCGAAAGAAGAUGAAAAAACUGACACAGAUUCUGAAAACAUUGUUGCCAGGGAAAAGCGUUCUUAUUAUUUAGAUAGCUAUUCAUCAUACUUUGAUUCUUCUGAAGCUUUUAAGGCAGCUGGUUUGGCUGUAUUGACAGAUCUAGAUGUAGAAACAAGGCCGUGUGAAGAAUUACAGUUUUCCAUGCUACGCUUUCGAUUUGACUAUUCACAAACUCAAACUCUUGCGUUUGGCCCAGCUUAUAUUGAACCAAUGAAGAUGAAAAGAAAAUUGCGUGUUUACGAAAGUAAUACAGAAGAUGUAGAAAUAGAGCCAGUUCGUUCCUACUUUCCUGAGACGUGGCUGUGGGACUUACAAAAUGUCGGGCCUGAUGGAAAAUUAGUGAUGGCUGAAAAAGUACCUGAUACAAUUACAACUUGGAUUGGCAAUACAAUUUGCACAAACAAUGAAACUGGAAUUGGUGUGUCUGAACCAGCUUCUUUGACUGUUUUUAAGCCAUUCUUUGUUUCUUAUACACUUCCUUAUGCAGCAGUACGGGGGGAAAAACUUCCCCUUAAAGUGUCAGUGUUCAACUUCUUGACAACUUGCAUAAAUGUUAAAAUUACUUUGGCCAAAUCCAAGAGUUACCUGAUUACUGAACGACCAACUAAAACCAAUGUCUGCAUCUGUGGUAGUAAAUCACAUACAGCUAUCUAUACGAUCAUUCCAUUACAACUUGGAUUUAUUGAUAUUAAUGUCACUGCAAAGUCAAAUAAUAACAACGAAGAAUGUGGACCUAAACUGGUAAAGAAGAAUCUUGUCACCGACAUUAUCUCCAAGAAAUUACUUGUAAAUGCUGAAGGUGUCUCCAAAGAAUACACAUACAGCUCAUAUACUUGUAUGAAGAAAAAUGAACAGGCUAAACAUGAGAAAGUCAGCUUGGAAUUACCUAAGCUUCAUUUUGUGUCUGAUUCUCAAAGAGGUUAUGUGUCAGUAAUUGGUGAUUUAAUGGGCCCAACAUUAUCUGGACUUGAAAAUCUUGUGCAGAUGCCUUAUGGAUGUGGAGAACAAAACAUGGUUGGCUUUGUUCCUAAUAUUUAUGUCCUGGAUUACUUAAAAAGUAGUAAGCGAAAUGAAUCGGGAUUAAUGGACUUGGCUGUAAGCUAUAUGGAACAAGGCUAUCAACGGCAGCUGCAGUAUCAGCACAAGGAUAGUACAUUCAGUGCUUUUGGGGAAGCUGAUGAGGUUGGAAGCACUUGGCUCACAGCUUUUGUAUUGAGGUCUUUUGCCAAAGCCGAUCAAUAUAUUUUCAUUGACAGCAAUAUCAUGACAAACAUCAUAAAUUGGUUUGUGCUGAAUUUGAGAGAAAAUGACUGCUUCCAUGAAUUUGGUCAUGUCUGGAGCAAACAUAUUAAAGGAGGUCUUGAUGGAGGAAAUGAAGAUGUUGCUCUGACUGCCUAUGUCCUCAUUUCAUUUUUGGAAAUUAAUAUCUCAAACAAGAAUGUAAUCAAAGAUGCUAUGAAAUGUCUUACCAAUUCUGAUGUAGACGACACCUAUACUCUAGCCUUGAUGAAUUAUGCCUUUGCUCUUUAUGGUGUUGAAAGUGAGAAACGUACAGCUGUCAGAGAGAAGCUCAUGAGCCGAGCCAUUGAACAUGAUGACUUGAUGUAUUGGACUCGAGACAAUAAGAGGAUUGAGCCAAAAGAGGAGAAAGAAAGUUGGCUAAAAUAUAACCAGGCACCUUCUGCUGAGGUUGAAAUUACAUCAUAUGUUCUACUUGCUAUGCUUACUGAAGAUGCAAGCAAGGCUAUCAGUAAAAGCCUUCCUAUCAUUCAAUGGCUCACAAAACAAAGAAAUGCUUAUGGAGGGUUUGCUUCUACUCAGGAUACUGUGCUUGCUCUUCAAGCUCUAUCCAAAUAUGCAGGCUAUAUUUACAAGGAUGGACUUGAUCUGAACAUUAAAGUUUCUGGAAAACAGUUGAUGGCCAAAUUUGCUGUCAACGAUAUGAAUAGCUUGACCUUACAGACUGCUGAUAUCAAGAUGCUGCCAAAUGAAGUUGAUGUAACAACUAAAGGAGUUGGAUGUGCUUUGAUGCAAAUGAAUGUAAAAUACAACAUGUAUGAGGUUGAUGCAAAAACAGCUCCUCUUCAUAUGACCAUCAUUCCUGAGUAUCUUAAUGCAUGUGACAGGGCCAGACUUGUUGUUAAAGCUGGACACAAUGAUGUUGAAGGAUCUACCAAUAUGGCAGUGGCUGAGAUUAAGUUACCUACUGGGUGGAUUGCUCACACUGAAUCUGUGCACGAGCUUGUUAGAGUAAAAACUGGUCAAAUUAGGCGAGCUGAAAUACAAAAUGAUGGAACCCAAGUUAAUGUUUAUUUUGACAAGUUAACUGUGGUUUCUGAAAAGUUCUCUUUUAACAUUUUGCAAACUCUUGGCUUGAAAGAAACCAAACCUGCCAUUGCCAUUCUUUAUGAUUACUAUGAGAAACCGAUUAGAACUGCAGCAAACUAUACUGUAAAAACAAGAUGUGGAGUGCACAAUCCUGGCAGUGAUAUUGUAGAGGACUUGGAAAAGGAGGGAAUUUUGCAGGAUGAUGCUUCAGCUAAAAAGAUAAAACACAAGUUAAAGACAUGUCCAGUUUGUUAUACAAGUAUUUCAGCAAAUUUCACUAAAUUAUUCUGCAAUGCUCCUGCUGCCUACAAAAUUGAUAUUCUGAAGGCCCAGUCUAGAGUAAUAGUACAGAUUGAUGAAAAGCAGGAAUCUCAGAAGCCAAUUGACAUAAAUACUCAAGUCUGUAUGCCAGUCCACUGCAAGUGCGAUGUAAUGAAAUCCCCAGAUACCCAAGUCCUGGUGUUGACCAAAAGGAAAUUCUUCAAAAAUGAGAAACGCAAACUUCAUCUGAACAAAUGGGCAUCAAUUUUCCCACUGGACACUCGCAUCAAAGAACUUGUAGAGCAGAAACACUCUCUUUGUGAAAAAGCUUUGUACUCGGUUUCCAAACCCGACUUACUGCAACAGGGAUGUACACUUUCUUCCUCUCUUUGGUUUUCUUCUUUCUUUCCUUCUCCUUCUUUACACAAUUCAGCUUAUAACAGAGGUAUACACUUUCUUCUCUGGUUUUCCCUUUUCUUUCUUUACACAAUUCAACUUGUAACAGAGGUAUAUGCUUUCUUCUCUGGUUUUUCCUUUUUCUUUAAACGCAGGCUGAAUCCUCAGCAUACAAAGUUCUCUGCGUCUUCAAUUUGGGGUUAUCGAACAGGAAUACUUCUUAUAUUUCUUGUCCGGAGUUGCCUGAGUUGA